Molecule: messenger RNA, 3968 nt
Organism: Propithecus coquereli (Coquerel's sifaka)
Lineage: Eukaryota; Metazoa; Chordata; Mammalia; Primates; Indriidae
Gene: JADE1
Product: jade family PHD finger 1
Exons: 11
Coding region: 409-2940 (843 amino acids)
Biological process (GO): regulation of transcription by RNA polymerase II
Cellular component (GO): histone acetyltransferase complex
Source: RefSeq, a predicted model, not a curated record
CGCGCGUAUGUCCGCGCGUGUCCGCGUGUGGGUCCGUGUGCGCGUCCGGGUCCCGCGGCGGCGGCGGCGGUGGCGGCGGCGGCGUCGGCGGCUGCAGGACGAGCCGAGAGGCUCAGCCAUAUUUGAUGGUUUUGUUGCUUUGCUCGGGAGUUCUCGGGAGUAAUUUAAUGCCGAAGGUCGCUGCCUAGUGGAAAUAAUAUAGUACGUCAUUAAUAUGGCGCCAAAAGAUUGGGUUCUCGAUAUGUAGCGAGGAGGGAGGGAGGCAGCCGCCGAGCGCAGCGUUACUAUCCCACCAGUAACUUGGGCAUUGCCGGGGCGGGGGCCAGAGGAGGAGGAGGAGAGGAUGAUUUUUGGAUCCUGAGAAUUGAUCUAUGUUGGAUCAGCUGCCUGCUGUUUCCCGGGGAGAUCAUGAAACGAGGUCGCCUUCCCAGCAGCAGUGAGGAUUCUGACGACAAUGGCAGCUUGUCAACUACGUGGUCCCAGAAUUCCCGAUCCCAGCACAGGAGAAGUUCCUGCUCCAGGCAUGAAGAUCGAAAGCCUUCGGAGGUGUUUAGGACAGACCUGAUCACCGCCAUGAAGCUGCAUGACUCCUACCAGCUGAACCCGGAUGAGUACUAUGUGCUGGCAGAUCCCUGGAGACAGGAGUGGGAGAAAGGGGUCCAGGUGCCAGUGAGCCCAGGGACCAUCCCCCAGCCCGUGGCCAGGGUCGUGUCUGAAGAGAAAUCCCUCAUGUUCAUUAGGCCCAAGAAGUACAUCGUCUCGUCAGGCUCUGAGCCUUCAGAGUUGGGCUAUGUCGAUAUUCGGACGCUGGCCGACAGCGUGUGUCGAUAUGACCUCAAUGACAUGGAUGCUGCGUGGCUGGAGCUGACGAAUGAGGAAUUUAAGGAGAUGGGAAUGCCUGAACUGGAUGAAUACACCAUGGAAAGGGUCCUGGAGGAAUUUGAACAGCGCUGCUACGACAAUAUGAAUCACGCUAUAGAGACCGAAGAAGGACUGGGGAUUGAAUAUGAUGAAGAUGUUGUCUGUGAUGUCUGCCAGUCACCUGAUGGUGAGGACGGCAAUGAGAUGGUGUUCUGUGACAAAUGCAACAUCUGUGUGCACCAGGCCUGUUAUGGAAUCCUCAAGGUACCAGAGGGCAGUUGGCUGUGCCGGACAUGUGCCUUGGGGGUUCAGCCAAAAUGUUUGCUGUGUCCCAAGAAGGGUGGAGCUAUGAAGCCCACCCGCAGCGGAACCAAGUGGGUCCACGUCAGCUGUGCCCUGUGGAUCCCUGAGGUGAGCAUCGGCAGCCCUGAGAAGAUGGAGCCCAUCACAAAGGUGUCCCACAUCCCCAGUAGUCGGUGGGCGCUGGUAUGCAGCCUCUGCAACGAGAAGUUUGGGGCCUCCAUACAGUGCUCUGUGAAGAACUGCCGCACGGCCUUCCACGUGACUUGUGCUUUUGACCAGGGCCUGGAGAUGAAGACCAUCCUGGCGGAGAACGAUGAAGUUAAGUUCAAGUCCUACUGCCCGAAGCACAGCUCACACAGGAAGCCUGAGGAGAGCCUCGGCGAGGGGGGCACACAGGAGAAUGGGGCCCCUGAGUGUUCCCCCCGGAAUCCCCUGGAGCCCUUUGCCAGCCUUGAGCAGAAUCGGGAGGAGGCCCACCGGGUGAGUGUCCGUAAGCAGAAGCUGCAACAGCUGGAGGACGAGUUCUACACCUUCGUCAACCUGCUGGAUGUUGCCAGGGCCCUGCGGCUGCCCGAGGAAGUAGUGGAUUUCCUGUACCAGUACUGGAAGUUGAAGAGGAAGGUCAACUUCAACAAGCCCCUGAUCACCCCAAAGAAAGAUGAAGAGGACAAUCUAGCCAAGCGGGAGCAGGAUGUCUUGUUUAGGAGGCUGCAGCUGUUCACACACCUGCGGCAGGACCUGGAGAGGGUUCGGAACCUCACUUACAUGGUGACCCGCAGGGAAAAGAUUAAACGAUCUGUGUGCAAAGUCCAGGAACAGAUAUUCAAUCUUUACACUAAGCUCUUGGAGCAAGAAAGAGUUUCAGGUGUGCCUUCUUCUUCCUGCUCCUCCUCCUCACUGGAAAACAUGCUUUUGUUUAACAGUCCUUCUGUGGGCCCUGACGCUCCCAAGAUAGAGGACUUGAAGUGGCAUUCUGCGUUCUUCAGGAAACAAAUGGGUACUUCCUUGGUUCAUUCACUGAAAAAGCCCCAUAAGCGAGAUCCAUUGCAGAAUAGCUGUGGAAGUGAAGGCAAAACCCUGCCAAAGCAGCCAGACCUGUGUGGUAGAAGGGAGGGGAUGGUGGUCCCGGAGAGCCUGCUGAGUUUGGAAAAGACAUUUGCAGAAGCACGUCUCAUAUCAGCACAACAGAAAAAUGGCGUGGUGAUGCCAGACCAUGGGAAAAGAAGAGACAAUCGUUUUCAUUGUGAUCUCAUUAAAGGAGACUUAAAGGACAAACCUUUUAAACAGAGUCACAAGCCUCUCAGGUCUACAGACGUGUCCCAGAGGCAUCUGGACAACACAAGAGCUGCCACCUCCCCUGGAGUGGGGCAGUCAGCACCCGGCACAAGGAAGGAGUUAGUGCCCAAGUGCAAUGGCUCCUUAAUCAAAGUAAACUAUAAUCAGACUGCAGUCAAAGUGCCUACAACACCUGCCAGCCCGGUGAAAAACUGGGGAGGAUUCCGGAUUCCAAAGAAGGGGGAACGGCAGCAGCAGGGAGAGGCCCAUGAGGGGGCCUGCCACCAGCACUCAGACUACCCCUAUUUGGGCCUAGGCCGAGUUCCAGCCAAGGAAAGGGCAAAAAGCAAAUUAAAAUCCGACAAUGAGAAUGACGGGUAUGUCCCUGACGUGGAAAUGAGUGACUCAGAGAGUGAGGCAUCAGAAAAGAAGUGUAUACAUGCCAGCAGCACUAUCAGCAGGAGGACAGACAUCAUCAGGAGAAGCAUCUUGGCCUCUUGAUGACACAGGUGGCGUGGGAAGCCCUGUGGGCUCGUCACUGGGUGUGCUAGAGGAGAGCUCUGAUGUGGGGGACAAGCGGAAACCCAUUACUCCUGAGCUACACAGACACAUUUACUUGCAAUUCAGAUUGAAUUUUUUUUUCCAGAGUCACUUAUAAAUCAUUGUUGUGAAAAGUUUGUGUUAUUUGCAACUUGUUGAGGAAACAAAAGAGUAGACUGUCACCGUAAGACACUGCUAAGACUAGAACCUGAACUAAACACUAAAAUGAGAAUGAAUUAAGUAAGUUUCAAAGAGGGCAAGGCUUAAAUAAGCCUCAUGAGUUUUUACUGCCUUCUGUAUUCUUCCCAAAGCACAAACUCAUGGUUACCUGAAUAUACGGAAUCAGAUAUGGUUCUUGAGAAACCCUCACAUACGAUUUAUAGCCCAUAAAGCUUAUUUUCUAGGUCUAUGGUAGAUCUUGAAAUCAUAUUUCUAUUUUGGCUCACAAGGCUGUUUUUAUUGCAUUAUAGUAUACAGGCAGCAGCUCUGUAGCUUCAGGAACACUAGGGAAUUCAUGUGUAAAUACAGCAGUAGGGGAAGAGAGCAUUUUAGAAAAGGUCACUACUGGAGGAGCGGAGGGGACAGGGUAGAGCUGCUGCAGCGGGGAGAUGUAGGGUAAACGUAGCAAGGUCCUGCUGCCUGAAGCCUGUGAGUGGGUUGUGGAUAUAGGACCGGGGAAGAGUGAAGCCUUUAGGAAAGUUCUAUCUAAGAAAGGGCAGUUGAGGUACAAAUUUUACCAGUCCUCUUGACCUUCCUCUUCCCUAACCACUGGCUCUUGGGCCAGCUUGAGAUUUCCCUGGCCAUUGCCAACACCUGGCCAUCUGGCUUCCAACAGUACAAUGGCUAUUCAAGUUCAAGCGAUGAACUUCCAGACUCUGGGGACUCAUACUUCCCAGAGCCAACCACUAGUGCAUAUGUCGGGGAAUCCGGGCUUCCAACAUGAGCGGAUUCCUUAAGAAAAAGGAAAAAAGAAAAAAAAGAAAAAAAAG